Procambarus clarkii (red swamp crayfish) is the source of this 1029-nucleotide messenger RNA. The record is from RefSeq and is a predicted model, not a curated record. NCBI's taxonomy places the organism in Eukaryota, Metazoa, Arthropoda, Malacostraca, Decapoda, Cambaridae.
AUGCACUCAGACAUUGAUAAUGCACUCACAGCGGAGUCCCAGGAGCUCACAGCAAAGUCCCAACAGUCCCAGGAGCUCACAACAAAGUCCCAACAGUCCCAGGAGUCCACAGCAAAAUCCCAGCAGUCCCAGGAGCCCACAGCAAAGUCCCAACAGUCCCAGGAGCCCACAUCCCAGGAGCCCACAGCAAAGUCCCAGCAGUCCCAGGAGCCCACAACAAAGUCCCAGCAGUCCCAGGAGUCCACAGCAAAGUCCCAACAGUCCCAGGAGCCCACAGCAAAGUCCCAGCAGUCCCAGGAGUCCACAGCAAAAUCCCAGCAGUCCCAUGAGCCCACAACAAAGUCCCAGCAGUCCCAGGAGCCCACAGCAAAGUCUCAGCAGUCCCAGGAGCCCACAGCAAAGUUCCAGGAGCCCACAGCAAAGUCCCAGCAGUCCCAGGAGUCCACAGCAAAAUCCCAGCAGUCCCAGGAGCCCACAGCAAAGUCCCAACAGUCCCAGGAGCCCACAGCAAAGUCCCAACAGUCCCAGCAGUACACAGCGCAGUCCCAGGAGUCCCAAGAGCCCACAACAAAGUCCCAACAGUCCCAGGAGCCCGCAGCAAAGUCCCAGGAGUCCACAGCAAAGUCCCAGCAGUCCCAGGAGCCCGCAGCAAAAUCCCAACAGUCCCAGGAGCCCGCAGCAAAAUCCCAACAGUCCCAGGAGCCCGCAGCAAAAUCCCAACAGUCCCAGGAGCCCACAGCGCAGUCCCAGGAGCCCACAGCAAAGUCCCAACAGUCCCAGGAGCCCACAGCAAAGUCCCAACAGUCCCAGCAGUACACAGCGCAGUCCCAGGAGUCCCAAGAGCCCACAACAAAGUCCCAACAGUCCCAGGAGCCCGCAGCAAAGUCCCAACAGUCCCAGGAGUCCCAGGAGCUCACAGCAAAGUCCCAGCAGUCCCAGGAGCCCACAGCAAAGUCCCAACAGUCCCACGAGCCCACAGCAAAGUCCCAACAGUCCCAGGAGCCCACAGCGCAGUCUCAGGAGUCCUAG